AUGGGGCAAAUAGGCACCAUAAAAAUCCCCUCACGCACGCUAGAUCGAUGCGGCCGUCUAGUGUAUCAUCUGGGUCUGCCCUAUUCCUUCCUGUCUUUCCAAUAUGUAGAAGAAUCUAUUAAGAUUGCAUACUGUGAAAACAAGUGCGGAAACUGCUUUUACAUGGAACCUGAUAUUGGUGGUAUAUGUGAAAACAUCACUAAAAAAGCAGAGGAAAAGCUAGCAGAGAUAGAACCCAAACCAACUGGUCAACAUUCACAUCACCACAACCUGCACAGACAUAGACAACACCACAACCAUCGUGAGGGCAGUCGUCAUUCCAAAAAUGAGAACCAUCAGGCUCCUUCUGAAACUCAAAGACAUCAUCCUCACAGUGGUCGGCGUCAUAGAGUUUUUGGCCGUAACAGACAUGAUCAGACAGGUAGUCAUGAACAGGUAGACACUGUUCCUCCAGGAGAAAGUGUGGAAAUUACACAAGAUAAAAAGCUAUGAAAAAAAGGGAAAACCAGCUGUAAAAACCAGUUAACUUGAAGUUGGCAGACAGCAUCAGACUCAGCGUCUAGCAGCUGAUGCUGUCAUUGUCGACACCUUUUGUUUGAAGAGCUAGGAAAUUCUGUCACUUGACAGUGUCGUGGAGCACUUCCAAAUUCUUGCAGGUGACAUGGCCAGCUGUCAGCAGAGGACAUCACUGAAUCUUGACAGUGACGUUUGCUCACUGACUGACAGUCACCAACAGCAGGAGCAAGUGAAACUAGUGACACUUGACAGUGACAGGAAAAGGCAAGAAACUGAGCUUGAAAAACAAACUAA
This is a messenger RNA of Fulmarus glacialis (Northern fulmar), 810 nucleotides long. It is a transcript of the gene SELENOP, whose product is annotated as selenoprotein P, plasma, 1. Gene Ontology annotation, molecular function: selenium binding. The transcript is spliced from 3 exons. Gene Ontology annotation, biological process: selenium compound metabolic process. NCBI's taxonomy places the organism in Eukaryota, Metazoa, Chordata, Aves, Procellariiformes, Procellariidae. The record is from RefSeq and is a predicted model, not a curated record. Gene Ontology annotation, cellular component: extracellular region.